This is a messenger RNA of Kuraishia capsulata CBS 1993, 528 nucleotides long. RefSeq lists its product as uncharacterized. The record is from RefSeq and is a predicted model, not a curated record. Lineage: Eukaryota; Fungi; Ascomycota; Pichiomycetes; Pichiales; Pichiaceae. The transcript has a single exon. Gene Ontology annotation, cellular component: signal peptidase complex; membrane. Bases 1 to 528 code for a protein of 175 amino acids. Gene Ontology annotation, biological process: protein targeting to ER.
AUGGGCGAGCGCAAGAAAGUCAAUCUCAGCUCAGUGGUUGCUUUGCGUACCGAAUGCGAUGAGACAUUGCCGCAGGCGUUGGCCUCGCUGAAGUAUACAGAGAGCUUUACAGUGGUGGAUACAAGGUUAGCGCUAGGGCUGUUAUCGGUGGCCAUUGCAGGUGGUCUCUACUACUACGAGAAAAAGUUUGGAGAUGACUUGAAAGAUCUGUUUUACUAUUACUUGCUUCUUGGAGGUGUUACUACUUUCUUUGUUCUGAAUGGUUUGCUGUAUCUGCAUGCCCAGUACGUGCAAAAGAACACGAAGUACGUUGGUUACAAUAAGGAUAAGAAGGUGGUGAUAGGCACGUCCACAAAAAACGCAACCACACCGGUAUAUGACGUUGAAUUUAAGGUGGGGGAUUCGCCAGUGGCAAAGGACUCGAUCAGUUUCUCUGAACUGUUCACCGAAGAUGGGUAUCUGAAGCUCGACAGUUAUAUUGGGUUUAUCAAGAAGAAUCUGGAGAAAGUUUCGAAGAAGUCGACAUGA